Molecule: messenger RNA, 455 nt
Organism: Owenia fusiformis
Lineage: Eukaryota; Metazoa; Annelida; Polychaeta; Sabellida; Oweniidae
Source: the annotation of a GenBank genome assembly
CAUGCUGAACAUGACGUUUCCAUGCGAUGGCUAUGUCACUGGAUGGGAAUAUUACCGGGAUAAGCUCAACGUGAAUGUAUAUGUUGAUAUCUGGAGACGGCUAUCUCCAACACCAUUUAAGAGUAAAUUAGAAGGUUCCACUAGGACCACACUUCCUCAACGAUUUGAGCUCAUCGCGAAAUCAGUGUUAGCUACAACUAAAGAUACUGCCUUGGGUGUUAAUGUCGAAAUGUUACCAAAUAAAAUAUUUGUGAAAAGAGGUGAUAUCAUUGGACUGCAUUACGAUGCAAUAAACUCCCCGGUUGUUAUUCCGAGCUCAAAUGGAGGAAAUGGGCUAGUACCACAAGAGGAACUUUAUCAGACGGUCAGUUUACCGAGAGACAAUGGGGACCUAACUCCAGGGAAUUUGGUUGAUGUCACGCCCUGGUCUUCUGCAAAGAUGGUGUUUGCUCUGA